Molecule: messenger RNA, 1250 nt
Organism: Paramecium pentaurelia
Lineage: Eukaryota; Ciliophora; Oligohymenophorea; Peniculida; Parameciidae
Source: the annotation of a GenBank genome assembly
AUGAAUUAACAUAAUAGUAUAAUGGAUCAACAUUUUCUAUCCCAAUAAUAUGGUACCAUGAUAAUAAAUAAUAGAAUCAUUCAAUUAAAUAAAUAAAGAUAAUAUUUAUAAUGAUGUCAACAAGAUAAUUGAAUUAUAUAAAAGUCAUAAUGAGCUUAAAAGUAAAUUAAAUAAAUAAUUUAGAAAUUAAGUAACAUCAAAAUUUACUACUUUAGAAAUUAAUGUAUUCUCUAUUAACAAAAGCAAACACAAAAAAAUACAAACAAAGUUAGUCUAUCAUAAAAUAUUGGACAAAAAAGGACAACAUAAUCUCCUAUUUCUAUUAAAUAAAAAUCUUUGCCAUAAUAAUCAUUGUAUUGUUCAUUUCAUCAAUCUAAAAAAGUAACCAUUCUAUUUAAAAUAAGGCAUUCUUGAAAUCAAAAUUAAAUAUAUAGUUAAGAAUUUUCCAUCUUCAACGACAAGAAUAAUCGUAACAUCAACAUUUUUAUUCUCUUACUAAGAAUGUAUAAAUCAAUUAAAAUAAUUAAAAAUCAUUAUUAUAUGAGGAUAUCAACUCUUUAGAUUUGAUUAAAAUAGUUAAAAUGAAUAUAAAUAGCAAUAAUUAACUCAUUUAUAAUUAGCCAUUAAGUUCUUAUUAAAGGAAUGCAAUAAUUUAGUAGAAAUAUUUCAAAGCAAAGAUAUUGAAAUUUAAUAUAAUGACUUAAAAUAUUAAUUGGAAUAAAUGUUAAUAUCAAUCCAUAAAAAAUCGUUAAAAUUAAUUAAUUAGUUAUAGUCUAAUUUGAAUGCAUAAUAACUUUAAAAUUGUUUAGAUGAAUUAAAUUCUAUUAACGUGGAUAUUACUUAAAAUGAACAAAAUAUCUUGGAUAAUAUGUAGAUCAAACCUUUUAAGUAUUUAAUAUUAAAUAUUAUAAAGAUAUAUAAUGAGAAAAUAUGAAGAUAAAUUAUCUGGAUAUCUAAAAAUUAUUAAAAGUAAUGAAGUAAAUCAGCAGAAAUAAUUUAUAGAUGAUAGAUUAAAAUAAUUAACUAAAAUAAAAACCACUUUAAUCAAUUAUUUCAAUAAUCAAAAUAAAUAAAAUUCAUUAUUUCAAUCUUAAUAAUUAAGUUCUCGAAGAAACUAUAAAAAUAAUAAUGUAUAUAUUUCUUCUGAAAACAAAGAAAUGUUUUAAAUAUAAUAUUAUGAUUUAAUUUAUUCCUAGUAACUUAAAAUGAAUAAGCAUAUUUUAUUAAAGUCUCCAAAUUUUCAAAAUUGA